AUGAACACAAUCACCUUCCUUCGAAACCGCGCUAUAAAUUCCGCGCGAAGAAUCCCCAUUGCUUCCAACAAUCCAUCGUUUUUUCUUUCUCCACUACAUCACCAUACCAUUGAUUUGCCACAACCACGUUUCAAUCUUCACCACCCUUUUCGAAUACUAGGGUUUCAUAUUAACGAUGUUUCAACUAUUGCAAGAGCUGGAUUCAAGUUUCAAAGUUUCUCAACUUCCAUUGAGACACGUGGAAGUGAGAAUAGUUUUGAGAGGAUUUAUAUUCAGGGUGGUAUGAAUGUGAAGCCGUUCACGGUGGAGAGUGUUCAUAAGGGCGAAGAGAAUGGUGUAAGAGAAGAAGAGUCUGUUGUGGAAAAACAAGCUUGGAAGUUGUUGAAGGAUGCUAUUGUGACUUAUUGUGGGAAUCCCGUGGGGACAGUGGCUGCAAAUGAUCCAGGUGAUAAAUCGCCGUUGAAUUACGAUCAAGUUUUUAUUAGGGAUUUUAUUCCUUCUGCUCUUGCUUUCUUGCUUAAAGGAGAGGAUGAGAUUGUCAAGAACUUUCUUCUUCAUACCUUGCAAUUACAGAGUUGGGAGAAAACUGUGGACUGCUACAGUCCAGGACAGGGCUUGAUGCCUGCUAGUUUCAAAGUUAGAACCGUUGCUAUUGACGGGGAUACUCACGAAGAAGUUUUAGAUCCUGAUUUUGGUGAAUCAGCUAUUGGUCGUGUUGCACCUGUAGAUUCAGGAUUGUGGUGGAUCAUCCUAUUGCGGGCAUAUGGGAAGAUCACCGGUGACUAUAGCUUGCAAGAAAGGGUUGAUGUCCAAACAGGGUUGAAAAUGAUUCUUAAACUGUGUCUAACAGAUGGUUUUGAUAUGUUUCCAUCUCUGCUAGUCACUGAUGGAUCUUGCAUGAUAGACAGGCGUAUGGGCAUUCAUGGUCACCCCCUUGAAAUCCAAGCAUUAUUUUACUCAGCUCUUCGCUGUUCACGUGAAAUACUUGUUGUAACUGAUGAAACCAAUGAUCUUGUUAGAGCCAUUAACAACAGACUGAGUGCACUGUCAUUCCACAUUAGACAAUAUUAUUGGGUCGAUUUGAAAAAGAUGAAUGAAAUAUACAGGUAUAAAACAGAAGAGUACUCCAUGGAUGCCAUCAACAAAUUCAACAUCUAUCCAGAACAAAUUCCUUUCUGGGUAAUGGAUUGGAUUCCUGAAAAAGGUGGGUAUCUAAUUGGGAAUCUGCAACCAGCUCACAUGGAUUUCCGGUUUUUCACACUUGGUAAUCUUUGGUCUAUUAUUUCAUCUCUGAGCACCCAAAAACAGAAUGAGUCUAUUUUAAAUCUGAUACAAGAAAAGUGGGAUGAUCUCGUGGGGCAUAUGCCACUUAAAAUAUGUUAUCCUGCCUUGGAUAAUGAAGAGUGGCGGAUAAUUACUGGUAGUGAUCCGAAGAAUACCCCUUGGUCAUAUCACAAUGGUGGAUCCUGGCCUACCCUUCUAUGGCAGUUCACACUGGCAUGCAUCAAAAUGGGGAGAAUUGAACUAGCUCAGAAAGCAGCUGAUUUAGCUGAGAAAAGGCUGCCAGUUGAUUCUUGGCCUGAAUAUUACGAUACUCGUUCUGGAAAAUUUAUUGGAAAGCAAGCACGGAUGUAUCAAACAUGGACCAUAGCUGGGUUCCUUACAUCCAAGAUGCUUUUGAAGAAUCCUGAAAAGGCAUCCAUGUUAUUCUGUGAGGAAGAUUACGAUCUUCUGGAGUAUUGUGUUUGUGGACUUAGCCAAAAGGGAAGAAAAAAAUGCUCCAGAAUUGCUGCCAAGUCUCAGAUUCUUGUAUGA
Messenger RNA from Vicia faba (fava bean), 1815 nucleotides. The record is from the annotation of a GenBank genome assembly. NCBI's taxonomy places the organism in Eukaryota, Viridiplantae, Streptophyta, Magnoliopsida, Fabales, Fabaceae.